This is a messenger RNA of Talaromyces proteolyticus, 459 nucleotides long. RefSeq lists its product as uncharacterized. NCBI's taxonomy places the organism in Eukaryota, Fungi, Ascomycota, Eurotiomycetes, Eurotiales, Trichocomaceae. The transcript has 4 exons. Bases 1 to 459 code for a protein of 152 amino acids. The record is from RefSeq and is a predicted model, not a curated record.
AUGGAAACAACUCGACUGCCCUAUCAUAGCUCCUGCCACUGCGGUUUAAUCAAAUACGUUGCGUUCCUCUCGAUACCUCCGGUUAAAUUCCUCCAUAUGAGCUUGCCGGAUGCCCCGAAUCAAUUUUUUUUGCUUUCGCCGCCUGACCAUGACGAGCUUGUUAAUUAUCAAUGCUUCAAACCACGCUGGAAAAGGGACGAGGUUGACUCCGAGAAACUCAAGAUGGCGAUUUCUAGCGAGGAAGGAAAGCUGAUUACCAUUGGAAGCCAGGAUGUGAAGCAGAGCCUUCCUACGGGAUACUUCACCGUGAAUGCGCUUUCCAUCGACCAAGACCAGGAUCAUGGACUGCGUCUUGAUCUGCGCCAGGUUGUUGAUAAUAAGUGGAUGGAAUAUUCGGGUUGCAAGGAGAACAAAGCAGACGUUUGCUAUGAUUACCCGCAGGAGGGAGGCACAUGGUGA